AGUAAACAAUAGAACCGUUAGUAGCGUCAGAGAUAUUGGUAGCGUUAGCUGCAUGCUCAUAAUGAAUUAGCUGGAAGAUGAGAUUGUAGUCGUAGUUUUGUUUGUCAUGUGGAAACAAUGUCUUCUGUUGGGUAUUUGAGAGAUUUUGUGAACGAGCGACUGGCUGUAGCUGCUGAGGAGAUAUUCGGAGUUUUUGAGAAAACUGUCGUCGAGUACGAGGAAGAGAUUGAGCGUCUGCGCAGACUGUUGGAUAUCGCCUGGAAACCUGAAAUAAAGCUACACAGGAUAGAGCUCCCACAUGUCUGUAAGGGAGAGGAGGUUCUCACUGACCAACAGCUCUGUGUCCAGGAGAGUCUGGACCAAGAGGACCCAGAGCCUCCACAGAUUAAAGAGGAAGAGGAAGAGGAGGAACUCUGCACCAGUCAGGAGGGAGAGCAGCUUGAACUGAAGGAGGAGGCUGAUACCUUUAUGUUGACUCCAAUAUAUGAGGAAAGUGACCGCAGUGAAGAUCAGACUCUGUAUUUGAAUCCUGAUACAACUCUGGAGCAAGAGUCUGUAAUCGACAUACCAGAGGCACACAGUGACCACCAGCUCCUCUCUCACAGCUCUCAUGUAGCUGAGGGCCAGGAUCAUACAGGAGACAAGCAUGGAGACUCAGAAUCGAGUAGAGAUGCAGAAGCCGAACCUCAAAAAAGACAUUACAAAAGCAGAAGUCACAGUGACAGCGUUAACAGCCUUAAUUUGUCAGAGCUUCACCGUAAAACUCAGGCAGACAAAAGGCCUUUCAAAUGUGACACAUGUGGGAAAGAUUUUAAGUCUGAGUCAAAACUGAGUAUACACCUGAGCAUCCACACGGGUGAGAAACCUUACCUUUGCAAGACCUGCGGGAAAAGAUUUGGUUACAUGUCCGUACUGAAAACUCAUUUACUCAUCCACGCAGAUAAAAAGCCGUAUUUGUGCCAAGCAUGUGGGAAAGGUUUCAGAAUUAGCAGUGCCCUGAAACUCCACAUGAGAAUGCACACAGGUGAGAAGCCGUACCUUUGCAAGACAUGCGGGAAAAGCUUCUGUGCCAUGCAAGUGUUGAAAAGGCAUUUGACAAUCCACACAGGUGAGAAGCCGUAUAUUUGCAAAACAUGCGGGAGAGCUUUCAGGCAGAGCAGUGACUUGAAAGGCCACAUGAGGAUCCACACAGGCGACAAACCGUACCUUUGCAAGACCUGUGGGAAAACAUUCUGUGACAUCUCAGCGUGGAAAAGGCACAUGAGAGCCCACACGGGCGAGAAACCGUACAUCUGCAAGACCUGCGGGAAGAGAUUUGGUUAUAUGUCAGUACUGAAAACUCAUACGAGAAUCCACACAGGUGAGAAGCCAUUUUCAUGCAUCACCUGUGAGAAAAAAUUCAGUCGGAGGCCAGACUUGAAAAAGCACAUAAGGAUCCACACAGGUGAGAAACCAUAUGUUUGCACAACAUGUGGGAAAGCCUUCAGACUUAGUGGUGACCUGACAGUCCACAUUAGAAGAGCCCACACUGGUGAGAAACCGUAUCUUUGCAAGAUCUGCGGAAAAAGAUUCUUUGAUGUGUCUUAUUUAGCAAAGCAUAUGAGAAUGCACAUAGACAAUAUGAGAGCGUUUGUGUGUGACAGACUCACCGCGGCUGCGCAGGAAAUAUUGGGAGCAUUUGAGAAGAGGAUAGAAAACUACGAGGUAGAAAUCGCUCGUCAACGCAGACUUUUGGACGCCCUGUUGUCACCUGAGAUAAAGUUACACCGGACAGGGCUCCCGCCAGAUCCUCCCCCGAUUAAAGAGGAACAUGUGGAAAUGUGCAUCAGUCAGAAACGACAGCAGCUUCCACAGCAACAAGAGACUGAAGCUUCUAAGUUGACUCCAGCAGAGCUCCCAGUGCCAUUUGUCUGUAAGAAGGAGGAGAAGGAAGUUCUUCUUGACCAGCAGCCCUGUAACCACGAGGGGAACCCAGAGCCUCCACGGAUUAAAGAGGAACAAGAGGAAGUCUGCACCAGUCAGGAGGGAGAGCAACUUGUAGUGAAGCAGAGGAGUGCAGCAGAGGGUGAUCCCCUCGACAAAAUCCGUAUUGAAUGUGUGAGAUCUGAAUCUGACACAACUAGUUCUGCAGCAUCACAACCAAACAGCGACUUUGAGUAUCAAGACCAAGAUCGCAGGACACAAAACCAUGGAAACGCAACACCAACCGCACCAAAACCAAAGAAGAAUCGUAGUGCGGAGAACACAUCAAUUACAAAUAUUGAGCCCAAACCAAAGAACUCUGGGAGCACAUCAUCAACUGCGAGUGCCAAGCCAAAACCGAGGAAGAAGUCUGGGAACACAACAUCAGCUGCAAAUACUGUAAAACCAAAAAAGAAGUCUGGGAACACGGCAUCAAUUACAGAUUCUGUGAAACCAAAAGAAAAAUCUACAACAUUCACUGCAAAUACUGAUCCAAAACCAAAGGAUAAACACAUCGUUGAGAAAACAUCAUCUGCUAACACAUCAACUACAAAUGCUGCAGAACCUAAAGAGAAUUAUGGGAACACAACUACAAAUACUACACCAAAAUCAAACAAGAAACGUAAUGCAGAGAAGACAUCAUCAACUACAAAUUCUGAGCCAAAACCAAACAAGAAAAAUAAGGAUGAAGAUCCAAGAUCAAGUAUUGAUCCAAAGCCAAAGGAUAAAUGUAGCAAUGGCCAAACACAAACAUCACAAGAGAGAUGCAAUGGGACCACAACAUCAGCUGGUACCAAUGACAACAAAUCUCACGUGUGUGUGGAAUGCGGAAACACCUUCUCUUUAUUGAAAAAUUUAAAAGUUCACAUGAGAAUCCACACUGGCGAAAGGCCUUUUAAAUGCAGCUACUGUGAGAGGACCUUCAUCCAGAAAUCUACCUUGAAGCGACACACGAAAACUCACACUGGAGAGAAGCCCUUCCAAUGCGACUCCUGUGGGAAGACGUUUGCCCAGAUGAGAGCGGUUACCAAACACAUGAGAACUCACACAGGUGAGAAGCCGUACGUUUGUCAAACCUGUGGGAAAAAAUUCAGCUGCGGUGCUAAUCUGAAGAAGCACACGAGGGUUCACACCGGCGAGAAACCCUACAUAUGCAGCGAGUGCGGGAAGGACUUUGCAGAUUCCUCUGCAUUUAAAAAUCACACUCGCGUGCACACAGGUGAGAAACCUUAUAAAUGCCCUCGAUGCAAGAAAAGGUUCACGCUCAGCACAACUUUGACAAAGCACAUAAGAACCCACACGGGUGAAAAGCCAUACAAGUGUGACACUUGUGGAAACUGUUUUUCUCAAAGAACAGACUUGAAAAUACACAUCAGGAUCCAUACAGGGGAGAGACCGUACAAAUGCAGCGUCUGUGGAAAAGGCUUCGUAAACAGCACAAAGCGGAAUAAUCACAUGAUUGUUCACAGGGAUGUAGCAUCCAGCAGCAGCAUUUCUAAGAAGAUGUAACUGUGCCAACAUGAAAAAGUUUAUUUAAAGUUUGGAAAAAGUUUUCUCUGUGUGGUCUUGUUUCUAAGCAUGACCGCAUCUGAACCACACAAGUCUGAUAAAGACACUCAAGCAAUGACUGGGAAGUGAUAACAUUGCAUCCUUUGUGGAAAUGUAAAUACCAACUCUGAGACACAUCUGUUGUUGGACCCAGAGUCAGCUGCUGACUUGGGUGUGGAUGGAUUACUGAGAGGGCCUACUGGGAACAGGACCAGAGACAAAGACAUGAAAAAACAACCACAAAGAGACACAAAAAGACCAUAAAGAGACACAAAAUGACCACAAAGAGAUGACAAAUGACCACAAAGAGAUGAAAAAGACCACAAAGAGACACAUAAUGACCACAAAGACUUGCAAAACAAAAACAAGGAGAAAUAAAAAAAAAACCCCAGAGAUGCAAAAUUACUACAAAGAG
This is a messenger RNA of Epinephelus moara (kelp grouper), 3925 nucleotides long. Its product is annotated as zinc finger protein 709-like. The transcript has 5 exons. NCBI's taxonomy places the organism in Eukaryota, Metazoa, Chordata, Actinopteri, Perciformes, Serranidae. Gene Ontology annotation, cellular component: nucleus. The record is from RefSeq and is a predicted model, not a curated record. Bases 118 to 3471 code for a protein of 1117 amino acids.